AUGGUUGGGUUUGACUCCGUUGACGACGAGUCUAGAGUCUCCAAGUACACCAUGGAGGGUGGAGAUCUACCCGCUCCCUCCGAUUGGACAAGCACUAGCAACCCGCCGUAUUCGUACUGGAUAUUCUACAUGUAUGCGAACAUUCGCGCGCUGAACUUGUUUCUCGAAGCCAGAAAUAUGAGGGCUCUCAGCUUCAGCGGAUUCGAGGACGAGUUUAAGAGACACUGGCUCGGAGACACCUACUGGCUACCCGGAUGCAAGGGAAAUGACAUGAGGAGAACAAAUGUCAGCAACAUCAGACUGCAAUAUCGAAUCGACACGUGGCGGGAGGAGUUAGAAUACAUGAGGGAGCUUUUGAGCAUGAGAAUGGUUCUAACUGCGAAUCAGCAGCAGCAUUCAGACUUUAUGGGUUCACUGCAUGCGCCCCCCGAGGCUUCGUCGUCUAGCCAGUUCUUGCAGGUUCCUCAGGGGGCGACGGCGAACUCCCAAGACAACCGCACCUCCUCGCCUGCCCACACAGCUGACACGGCCGGCUCGCCGCGUGUAAAGGAGCGUUUGCAUCCGCAUCGGCUCUCUCCAUCUUCACACAGUGAUGCACCUUCUCCUAGUUUAGUUUCUUCAAACCCACACUCUGCCCUGUCGUCUCCAGAGCUGGCCAUGCAAAGUGCGCCCGAAGUGCCCCUAAAGAGAAGGAGUCUAGCAGAGCAGGAACUUGAUGAGCUCUCUUGUGCGGCAGAGCAACUUACCCUCUCAAUGAAACUCAACCUGCCACCACCGCAAUCGGAACAGGAGAAGCCCUAG
Molecule: messenger RNA, 801 nt
Organism: Eimeria mitis
Lineage: Eukaryota; Apicomplexa; Conoidasida; Eucoccidiorida; Eimeriidae
Product: AMP deaminase 2, related
Exons: 3
Coding region: 1-801 (266 amino acids)
Biological process (GO): IMP salvage; AMP metabolic process
Cellular component (GO): cytosol
Molecular function (GO): AMP deaminase activity
Source: RefSeq, a predicted model, not a curated record